ACUCAGAAGGAAGAGAGAGAGAGAGAAAGAGGGAAAAAAAAGGAGUAGGAGGAGGAGGUGGCAGCAAUAUUAUCAGAGCCAUUAGUUUUAUCCAUGCACAGAAAGAAGAUUCUGCUACCCAAUUGACUCUGCAAAAAUACCCUUCAAAACUACCAGCCCCAGCGACAAGAGACCCUUCUUUCUGAGAGCUCUUUAGAUUGGUUCUUGUUCAACUUCUUGUUCCUUCAGAAAGAUUAUAUUUAUAGCUUUCUUUUUUGUUCGACUUUAGAGAUGAUUAGUGCCAGAAAUAGGUCUCCAUUUACUCCAACUCAGUGGCAAGAGCUUGAACACCAAGCUCUCAUCUUCAAAUACAUGGUUUCAGGAGUUCCUAUCCCACCUGAACUGAUUUAUUCUGUCAAAAGAAGUUUGGAUUCUUCUUUAGCUUCCCGCCUCUUCCCUCACCAACCUAUUGGGUGGGGUUGUUUUCAGGUGGGUUUUGGCAGAAAAGCAGACCCAGAGCCAGGGAGGUGCAGGAGAACGGAUGGGAAAAAAUGGAGGUGCUCAAAAGAAGCUUACCCAGAAUCCAAGUACUGUGAGAGACACAUGCACAGAGGCAGAAACCGUUCAAGAAAGCCUGUGGAAGUUAAUUCAACAACAGCCGUUUGCACAACACCACCACCAACAACAAGCUCGAUACUUUCACCGUCCUUCUCAACAAUCAACAGAAACCUCUCCAUUUCCACUUCCAGCAAUUCUAGUCUAUCCUCCAGUUCUUCUUCUUUCUCUUUUUCUCCACUCUCUUCUUUUCCUAUAGCUCCUGAAAUCUACGCCCAUCACAAUCCUAACCAAACCACCCAUCUUAACCCCUUCCUUUAUUCUCAUCCUUCCACUUCUACAAGACCUCCUGGUUCAGGCUUAUCAUUUCAAAAUGACACAUCACCUCACCAUUUCUUGGACUCUGGAGCAGGAAUUGUUUCUUACUCUCAUGCUAAUAAAGAUUACAGGUACGUUCAUGGAACAAGGGAGGGUAUGGAUGAGAGAUCUUUCUUCCCUGAAGCUUCAGGGAGUGCAAGAGUUGUAUCUGAUUCUUAUCAGCCAUUGACAGUGAGUUCAUACAAAAGCUACCCUCAGUCAGAGUAUCAGAGCUUUGGUGACAGUGGCUCGAAACAGCGGCAGCAACAGCAACAAGAGCAGCAUUGCUUUGUUUUGGGUACUGAUAUCAAGUCAGCUAGGCCAAUCAAACUAGAAAAAGAUGAUGAAACUCAAAAGCAAGUGCACCAAUUUUUUGGGGAUCAUUGGCCACCAAGGAACACUGACUCUUGGCUUGAUCUUGCAUCCAAUUCCGGGGUCCAUUCUGAUAGUUGAGGUCUCAAUAAUGGAUCUAAUAUAUUAUGGCCAAAAUAGCACUUGUUUUGGUGGGUCUAUUCCUUAGCUAUUGAAGUUGUGGCUAGGACUGCUUUGUUCAGAUAAAGGUAUGGAACCAAGACGGUAGGGCCAACGGGAAGAUAUAUAUGUCUUGCCACCUUGAUAGCCUACUUCUAUCUUCUUCCCUGGAGGAAACAUGUUUUCGAAUUUGUAGACUUGAUUCUUUGACUGGAAUCAUCCUCAUGUGCUUUAAGGUCUGAAAACUUUUAUAAGUAUAAGCAUUUUCCUUUCCGGUUUCUGCUUUAUAUUACAAAAAUCCAUUUGCUCUGGGCCCA
Messenger RNA from Theobroma cacao (cacao), 1679 nucleotides. RefSeq names its product growth-regulating factor 5-like. The record is from RefSeq and is a predicted model, not a curated record. Gene Ontology annotation, biological process: DNA-templated transcription; developmental process; regulation of DNA-templated transcription. Gene Ontology annotation, molecular function: ATP binding. Lineage: Eukaryota; Viridiplantae; Streptophyta; Magnoliopsida; Malvales; Malvaceae. Gene Ontology annotation, cellular component: nucleus.